Molecule: messenger RNA, 767 nt
Organism: Suillus discolor
Lineage: Eukaryota; Fungi; Basidiomycota; Agaricomycetes; Boletales; Suillaceae
Exons: 3
Source: RefSeq, a predicted model, not a curated record
AGCGCACAACCCAUCACACGCCACGCCACCUGCGCCUAUGUUGAUGCCCGCCACCUCACUGCAUCCCCUCUCACUCGCUUGCUGUUCUUGCCGGCUGGCUUUUGCUGGCUCGCUUGCCAUGUCUCACUCGCCCACUGUCUCUCACCCUCUGUCUCUCGCCCGUUGUCUCUCACCCCGCUGGACGCGACCCAAUCUUUCAAUACAAUGAGAGUUUUUGGAGGCUUUGCGCAUCGCGCGAUUGAGGACAUCAUUUGGAAGAACUACCAUCAUUUUCGUCCUCUCACCUUUGGGUUUGACGCUUGUGCUUCAGGGCUAUCGCAAACAAUCCUGAAGUCUUCCCCGAACCACACAGGUUUAAUCCUCAGCGUUGGAUUGACGAUGCAGGUUGCGCGCGAUAAUCUCCGGUUGAUCUCCAGUUUUUCACUUUUGGCUUUGGCCGUCGAGUGUGUCCUCAUGAAUUGGUCAGUCUUCAUCAAUACGGCUCUCAUCAUGUGGGCUUUCCACUUUUCGGAGAAUCCUGCGGCCAUCAGCAUCACAAUUUUUUCUGAAGCGCCGGCCACGUCAGCAUCUUCAGCAGCUACAGAGGCAGAGGGGUAUGGAGUCAUCAUUAGAGUAGCUACUCAAUGUGUAAACUAGUAUUUCAAUGUUUUGUUUUUCGCGCUUGCCACUGAAAAUUUUCGGGUUCGGUUCGAGUUCGGACCAGAAAAAAACCGAACCGGACCACAGAGAACCGUUCUCUGUGGUCCGGUUCGGGGUUCGAAGAUUUU